This is a messenger RNA of Vicia villosa (hairy vetch), 450 nucleotides long. RefSeq lists its product as uncharacterized. The transcript has a single exon. Lineage: Eukaryota; Viridiplantae; Streptophyta; Magnoliopsida; Fabales; Fabaceae. The coding region runs from base 1 to 450 and encodes 149 amino acids. The record is from RefSeq and is a predicted model, not a curated record.
AUGGAUUCUUCGUCUAAGCAAAAUGUUGGUUCAUCUUCUCAACAACAAAAUCUAGAUCAACAGCAACAAGAACUUGUUCCACAGAAGACUUGUACGAUUCUUUUAAAAGAAUUAGAAGUUAUCUGCGAAAUGAUGGUUGAUGUUGAUAAUAUGGAAGCACAUGAUAUUCAUCUGAAGGAUAAUAUGAUUUUUCAAGGAUGGCAAUUGUUCUUCUUUGGUUUGUGUGGACCAGUUUAUCCAGACUUGGUGAAAGAAUUCUGGGUUCAUGCAAUUGUCAUGCCAAAAGCUAUUCUCUCUAUUGUUCAUGCUGAACUCUUCUCCAUCACUGAAAAUCUUCUAAGGAAACUGUUUGCGUUGGAAACCGUUGAAGGUGUUUCUGGAGCAGUUGUAGGAAUAACAGAGUGGAAUGAUGUGUAUGAAGAAAUCUACAAGUCUAGGAAAGAGUCUUGA